ACCUCGAGCCUCAACAGAGCGCCAGGGAGUUCAGCUCGCUUCUCGCAGCUUCAGCUUCAGUGCUCUGCUCCACGCGACGAGCUCCACUGAAGCUAGCUACUCUGCCUCUAGGCUCGCCAUGGCGUCAGGGGAAGCAGAGCCGCUGCAGUACACGACCACCGUGCUGCGGGUGUCCAUCCACUGCGAGGGAUGCAAGAAGAAGGUCAAGAAGGUGCUCCACAACAUCGAAGGAGUGUACAAGGUGACGGUGGACGCGGCGCAGCACAAGGUGACCGUCACCGGCAGCGUCGGCGCCGACGCGCUCGUCAGGCGGCUGCACAAGGCCGGCAAGCAGGCCGCGCUGUGGCCGGACCCGGCCCCUGCCGCGGUCGUCGAGGCAGCCAAGAAGCCUGAGGAGGUCGCUCUGGCGCCGCCAGCGGCGGCAGGGGAGGGCGACAAGGUCAAGGAAGGCGCGGACAUGGCGGAAGCGAAGCCGAAGGAGGCGGCCAAGGACAAGAAGCAGCCUGAAGCCGAGGGCAAGGAGAAGAAGCCGGAGAAGGACAAGGGCUCGGAUAAGAAGCCCGAGAAAGCCGAGGCCGCGAGACCCAAGGACGAGGCCAAGAAGGACGUCGAUGUGACUGCACCGAAGGAGAAGGGCUCCCCUGAGCCGGCCAAGGAAUCCGCCGCCGCCGCCGAGGAGGCGGGCGGGGAGGAGGCCGGCAGCGGCAAGAAGGGCAAGAAGAAGAAGAACAAGCAGAAGGACGGCGGCGAGGCUGAGGCCGCGCCGCAGCCGUCGGUGGCAGCGCCGGUCCCGGCGCCCGCGCCCGCGCCCGCGCCCGCGCUGGGUCCGGAGCGCCCGCCCGCCGGGUUCCCCUACUACGCGGCGCAGCCGGUGAUGAGCUACAACGUGGCGCACCCGAGCUCGAGCGUGUCGUACUACGCGCCCACGCCGGUCGGGCCCAUGCCGCCAAUGCCGACACCGCCGCCGCCGCAGAUGACGCCGUACGGGUACCCGCCGUACCCGCCCAUGAUGCCGCCGCCGGUGCCGGAGUUCCUGUACGGCCCGCCGGGCAUGCGGUCGUCCCCGCCGCAGGAGUCGUACAACAACAUGUUCAACGAGGAGAAUGCCAACUCGUGCAGCGUCAUGUGACUUCCGCGCCUUCGCGGCCGCCGCCUCCUCGCCGGACUCCGGUCGUUGGCUGGUCUGGUGCGCCGCUGCACGGCGUCGAGUUGUAGUUAGAGAGAGGCUCUCGUAAUGGAGGCCUCUCUUGUCGAUCGUGGUUACUAGGGAGUAGAGAGUGCUGGAGUACUGUCAAUUAGGUAGUCAAAGCUUCUCUUGACCAGAAUUCUCUCUCUCUCUCUCUCUCUCUCAAUCUCUCUCCUUAUUAUAAAUUAAAUUGCUCUUAGUGCACGCACCUUACCAUGUAAUCAGAUGAUCAUAUUCUAGUACCACUACUUGCAAUGUGUC
This is a messenger RNA of Panicum hallii, 1447 nucleotides long. RefSeq names its product heavy metal-associated isoprenylated plant protein 35-like. NCBI's taxonomy places the organism in Eukaryota, Viridiplantae, Streptophyta, Magnoliopsida, Poales, Poaceae. Bases 119 to 1129 code for a protein of 336 amino acids. The record is from RefSeq and is a predicted model, not a curated record. Gene Ontology annotation, molecular function: metal ion binding. The transcript is spliced from 3 exons.